Blepharisma stoltei is the source of this 1091-nucleotide messenger RNA. The record is from the annotation of a GenBank genome assembly. NCBI's taxonomy places the organism in Eukaryota, Ciliophora, Heterotrichea, Heterotrichida, Blepharismidae.
AUGAAAAUUAAACUCAACUUAUCUGAUAUAAUAAAACGAAGAGAAAAAAACGAUAGUUUAAAUGAAGAAACUUUGACUAGGCGAUCAGAAAGCUAUUUUGAUAGGCUUCGUAAAAUCGAUACUCACACUCCUAUAAAGCCAAAGGCUACGCAAAUUCAAAAAAGAAAAGUUUCUUACUGCUUGCCAAAAGUCGCUGAAAAUGAUUUCAAAGAAUUUUAUAGAUCCUAUUCUCAUGGAAAAUUAAUAAAAGUCGUCAGAAGGAGACCAUUUUCCCCAAUUACUUGUGAAAAGAUCAACGAGUUAAAGUUCAAAAAUGAGCCUUCUUGAGUCAUAAAUCCUUUAACUCCAGCGAAUUUAUCAGGAAAAAAUCGUAAAUAUAGUGAAGGUAAGCUAAAUAAAACAGUAAAUUACUUAAAUCCAAGGAUUGCACUUCAAGAUUCCAGAAAUCUUGCAAUAGCAAAAAGGAUCAUUAAAAGCUUGGUUAAUCAUGAAGCAGAAAAAAGUUUAAAGGACAUGGGAAAUUUUUCAGAAAUUGAUAGCUAUAUUAUACAGAAAAAAUAUUCCCAAAAUUCUAAAUCAAAAUUUUGAAUGAAAAUUUAAAUGAUUAAAUAUGACUAAGCUAUAUUAUUAUAUUAUUUAACGGUUAUAUAUAAUACUUUGAGGAACAAUUUUGCUUUAUUUUUUGGCAAAAUUAGGAUACAGCUUAACUAGCUGCCAGAAUAAAAAAAACAAUUAAGAAUAAUAAAAUUUCAAAAAUCCAAAAGGAUACUCAAAGCAAUAAGGUUUUGGAAACUGAUGAAGAAAUUGAGAAAAAUAAAGAACUAAAAGAGUUAUGGGAUGCAGAAAAAGCGAAAUUAAAAAAUAAAUCCUUUAACAAAAUUCAAAAAGUUUUAAAAAGGUCAGGACUUCCGCCAUUAGCAGGCUCAGUAAAAGAUUUAAGGCUUUUGCCUGAUCUUGAGGAAAAAUUCAAAAAAAAGCAAAUAUUGCAAAACCAACCAACGACAGUAAGUCAUCAGCAUAUGCCAAGAAUUAUAGUCAACAAAAAAUGUUUAUCAUUAUCAAGAAAGCCCUACAAAGGUUUGUGCUGUUAA